This is a messenger RNA of Diceros bicornis minor, 3443 nucleotides long. It is a transcript of the gene BUB1, whose product is annotated as BUB1 mitotic checkpoint serine/threonine kinase. The record is from RefSeq and is a predicted model, not a curated record. Gene Ontology annotation, molecular function: protein kinase activity; ATP binding. The transcript is spliced from 25 exons. Gene Ontology annotation, biological process: protein phosphorylation; mitotic spindle assembly checkpoint signaling; meiotic sister chromatid cohesion, centromeric. Bases 62 to 3325 code for a protein of 1087 amino acids. NCBI's taxonomy places the organism in Eukaryota, Metazoa, Chordata, Mammalia, Perissodactyla, Rhinocerotidae.
UCGGCGGCGGCGACUCCCUCGCGGCGCAGCGGGAGCUGCUGCUGGCCGGCGUCCUCUCGCCAUGGGCGAUAACCUGGAAAAUGCCGUUCGAAUGUUUGAAGCCCACAUGCAGAGCUACAAGGGCCAUGAUCCACUUGGUGAAUGGGAAAGUUACAUUCGGUGGGUAGAAAAGAACUUUCCUGAAAAUAAGAAAUACUUGACAACUUUAUUAGAAAAUUUAAUGAAGGAAUUUUUAGAUAAGAAGAGAUACCACAAUGACCCAAGAUUCAUCAAUUAUUGUUUAAAAUUUGCUGAAUACAACAAUGACUGUCAUCAGUUUUUUGAGUUUCUGUACAACCAUGGGAUCGGGACCUUGUCCUCUCCACUGUACAUAGCCUGGGCUGGCCAUCUGGAAAGCCAAGGAAAGCUGCAGCAUGCCAGCGCUGUUUUUCGGAGAGGAAUUCAAAAUCAGGCCGAACCUAGCGAGCUGCUGCAACAGCAGUACAGGUUGUUUCAGACACGCCUCACCAAAACCCAUUUGCCAGCUCAAGCUGGAACCUCAGAACCUCUACGUAAUAGUCAGAUUUUAAACCAAAUGAUGACAUCAAAAUCAAAUCCGGGAAAUAACGCAGCCUGCAUUUCUAAGAAUCAGGGUUCAGAACUUUCUGGAGUGGUAUCUUCAGCUUGUGAUAAAGAGUCAAAUAUGGAACAAAGGGUGAUCAUGAUUUCUAAAUCAGGAUAUUCUGUACCCCCAUCUUUGGCAGCCAAAGCUGAUGUUCAGCAGGUUGUUAUGUAUUGCAAAGAGAAGCUUAUUCGUGGAGAUUCAGAAUUUUCCUUUGAAGAACUGAGAGCCCAGAAAUAUAAUCAACGGAGAAAGCAUGAACAAUGGGUAAAUGAAGACAGACAUUAUAUGAAAAAGAAAGAAGCAAAUGCUUUUGAAGAACAACUGUUAAAACAGAAGCUAGACGAACUUCAUAAGAAGCUGCAUCAAGUGGCAGAGCCGUCCCCUGAGAACCGGACAGCUUUCCAGGAAAGCUCUGAGGUUAAUCCAGCACAUGUGGGGCCAAGUGUAGGCUCCCAGAAGGAACUGAGAGCUCCAUCUCUUCCAGCCGUCAGUCAGCAGACCUCAGAGAACGUGGGAGAGAAACCCAGAGAGGCAACUCCUGGUGUUCCUCUUAUGGCGAAUGCUGGCACUGUUGCUUUGGCGUCCCCGUCUGUCAGCCAGAGUGUCGCUCCUCCCGUUCCUUUGACAGCCCAGCCAGUGACAGACUCUGUGUUUGCAGCGGCCACAAAAGCUGCCAGAUGUGUGAAUAAAAGUACUCAUGAACUUAAGCCACAGAGUGGAGCAGAGAUAAAAGAAGGAUGUGAAACACAUAAGGCUGUUAACACAAGUUCUUUUCAUACAACUCCAAACACAUCACUGGGAACGGUUCAGGCAACACCAUCCAAAGUGCAGCCGUCGCCCACCGUGCACACGAAAGAGGCCUUAGGUUUCAUCAUGAAUAUGUUUCAGGCUCCUACACUUCCUGAUAUUUCUGAUGACAAAGAUGAAUGGCCAUCUCUCGAUCAAAAUGAAGAUGCAUUUGAAGCCCAGUUUCAAAAAAAUGCAAGGUCUUCUGGGGCUUGGGGAGUCAAUAAGAUUAUCUCUUCUUUGUCAUCUGCUUUUCCUGUGUUUGAUGAUGGAAACAAGGAAAAUUAUGGAUUACCACAGCCCAAAAGUAAACCCACAGGAGCCAGGACCUUUGGAGAACGCUCUGUAAGCAGACUUCCUUCAAAACCAAAGGAAGUACCUCACGCUGAAGAGUUUUCGGAUGAUUCAACCGUGUGGGGUAUCCGCUGCAACAAAACCCUGGCUCCCAGUCCGAAGAGUCCAGGAGACUUCACAUCCGCUGCACAGCUGGCGUCCACACCCUUCCACAAACUUGUGGUGGACUCAGUGCACGCUGUAGAAGAUAAAGAAAAUGUGGUAGCAAAACAGUGUACCCGUGUUGUGACUUUGGAUUCUUGUCAAGAAAACAUGGUGGAACCCUUAAAAGACAGAAAGCUGAGCCUAAUUCGGGAGAAAAGCCCAGAACCAGCGUUCCCCACGGACGGAUCUGCGGCAUCCUUGCUCCGUUUGAGCCAGCCUGUUGCAAGUGAUGUGCUGACCAGCGAGGCAGAGCGGGGCCUUAAGGCUUGUAAACUCACGGACAUUGACCUUGCCGUUGCAGAGGAUCCAGCAGACGCUAGCACUGGGCUCCAAGCAGAACGGAUACAGACUAGUUCCCUUGGGAAUGUCAAUGCUCCAAACUCCACUGUUGAGAAUCCGUGGGAUGACAAAUUAAUUCUCAGACUUUUAUCUGGGCUUUCUAAACCAGUGAGUUCCUAUCCAAAUACUUUUGAAUGGCAAUGUAAACUUCCAGCCAUCAAGCCCAAGACUGAAUUGCAAUUGGGUUCUUUGCUGGUCUAUGUUGAUCACCUUCUUGGAGAAGGGGCUUUUGCCCAAGUCUAUGAAGUUACCCAUGGAGAUGUGAAUGACACGAAAAAUAAACAGAAGUUUGUUUUAAAGGUCCAGAAGCCUGCCAAUCCCUGGGAGUUCUACAUUGGGACCCAACUGAUGGAGAGACUAAAGCCAAGUGUGCAACAUAUGUUCAUCAAAUUUUAUUCAGCCCACUUUUUCCAGAAUGGCAGUGUAUUGGUAGGAGAUCUCUACAGCUAUGGAACAUUACUAAAUGCCAUUAAUCUCUAUAAAAAUACCCCUGAAAAGGUGAUGCCUCAGGCUCUAGUUCUCUCUUUUACUAUCACAAUGCUCCACAUGAUGGAACAAGUCCAUGGUUGCGAGAUCGUUCACGGAGACAUCAAGCCAGACAACUUCAUACUUGGAAACAGAUUUUUGGAACAGGACAGCGAAGAUGAUGAUUUAUUUGCUGGCUUGGCACUGAUUGACCUGGGUCAGAGUAUAGAUAUGAAACUUUUUCCAAAAGGAACUGUAUUUACAGCAAAGUGUGAAACAUCUGGUUUUCAGUGUAUUGAGAUGCUCAGCAACAAACCGUGGAACUACCAGAUUGAUUACUUUGGAGUUGCUGCAACAGUGUACUGCAUGCUUUUUGGCACUUACAUGAAAGUGAAAAAUGAAGGAGGAGUCUGGAAGCCUGAAGGUCUUUUUAGAAGGCUUCCUCAUUUGGAUACGUGGAAUGAAUUCUUUCACAUCAUGUUGAAUAUACCAGACUGUCAUCAUCUUCCAUCUUUGGAUUUGUUAAGGCAAAAGCUGAAGAAUAUAUUUCAACAACACUAUACAAACAAGAUUAAGACUCUACGUAACAGGCUAAUUGUACUGCUCUUAGAGUAUAAGCGUUCUCGAAAAUAAAAUAUGGACACUCCCUAAAAAUCAGUUUAUAAAUGUUCUCCUGCUCACUUUGAAUCUUGAUGUUUCUGCAUUUAUUGUUUGUGUAAAUGUUUGUUAAAAGUAAAGUCUACAAAAUAUA